Saccoglossus kowalevskii is the source of this 946-nucleotide messenger RNA. RefSeq names its product RING finger protein 150-like. The record is from RefSeq and is a predicted model, not a curated record. NCBI's taxonomy places the organism in Eukaryota, Metazoa, Hemichordata, Enteropneusta, Harrimaniidae.
AUGUUUGAAAUGCACCAAUCUUUCGCCAAGUCGCUGCUGUCGAUUUUACUCUACACGGCGCUGACAACGAGUGUAUUCGCUCCACCCUAUGGCUAUGACAGCGUCAACCUACUUCCUAAUUCAACAAUUAAAACUGCGAUUAUACAUACAGACUCUAAGUACGACGUAUGGCCCGUAAUCACUGCCUGGAUUAACGUAUCGUACGUUGGAACGGACGGACUGCAAAAUACGACAGCCAUGCGGGAGGUCGGUCGAUUUGGGACAGGGCUCAUUGGAAGUUUUCAGGGGUGGUUACACAGAAGUGUGCCAAUCGACGGCUGUACACAGAUACUGAACAAUGUUCAAGAUCAUCCGUGGAUUGCUUUUGUUAAAAGAGGCGGGUGUACGUUUUCUAACAAAGCGAAAUGGUCGAUACAAGCCGGAGCUAACGGAAUGAUUGUUUACAGCUACAAUGAAAAACCAGUUGUCACAAUGGAUAUAGAGGAAUCUUCAUUUUCCACUGCCAUGCUUCCACUGGACUAUGCAACACCCAUCAACGUAGCUUUGGAUGAUGACAUUGACGUCUGGAUGAGCGUGACAGUAGGUCGUAAUCUAACCGUUAACAAUGCAGUAAAUACGGCACACAACUCAAGAAAGAGUAUUACAGUGUUACUGAUCUGCCUAUGUUUGACGUUGAGGGCGUGCAAGGAGAUGGAGUGGCAUUCUUAAAGCGCGUAUGUAUUUUACACGCGUUGUAUACGUCGCUAUGAGUCCCAUAUCGAACAGGACGCGGCACGGCGACUGCCGCCCUUCAAGUUUUCUUCAACGAGUUGCAUUGUUUGUAUGCACGCUGUUUGAUCUAUUUUUAUUCAUCACGAAAUGAUCACAUAUAGUCCGAGUAACCAGUUAUAUCACAAGACAUACACUAACAACAUUCUUGAAAAUAAAUAAAAUUAUAAAUCAUGUA